Paraglomus occultum is the source of this 512-nucleotide messenger RNA. The record is from the annotation of a GenBank genome assembly. NCBI's taxonomy places the organism in Eukaryota, Fungi, Glomeromycota, Glomeromycetes, Paraglomerales, Paraglomeraceae.
AAUUCGGUCUCUACGAUUGUGGCGAUGUGAACUAUUCUCUAUGUCCAAAUGGUUUUGAUUGUUGCCCUACCGGCGCGACAUGCUUAGCUGGCGGCUACUGCGACAUACCGUGCACUGCUCAAGAUCCGCCUUGUGGCGAUAAUUCUUGCUGUAACCCUGGCGAAAGUUGUGUAUACGGCGAUAUAUGUGUCUCCGGCAACAGUACUAGUGGAAGUGGCGGAAGCAGUUCUGGCGGCAGUGGUGGAAGCAGCUCUAGUACUAGUGGAAGUGGCGGAAGUAAUUCUACUGGAAGUGGUGGAAGUAAUUCUAGUGGAAGUGGCGGAAGUAAUUCUAGUGGAAGUGGUGGAAGUAAUUCUAGUGGAAGUGAUGGAAGUAAUUCUAGUGGAAGUGGCGGAAGUGGGAGUGGACCCCCCAAAAGUGUUGCUCCUAAAAUAGAGAUGCAAUUAUCCAACAAAAUUUUGACAAUAACAAUGGUCAUUGUCGUCUCAAUUUAUGUUUUCAGUCAUAUUUAA